Molecule: messenger RNA, 1410 nt
Organism: Lodderomyces parapsilosis
Lineage: Eukaryota; Fungi; Ascomycota; Pichiomycetes; Serinales; Debaryomycetaceae
Gene: DUN1
Product: serine/threonine protein kinase
Exons: 2
Coding region: 1-1410 (469 amino acids)
Biological process (GO): protein phosphorylation; mitotic DNA damage checkpoint signaling
Cellular component (GO): nucleus
Molecular function (GO): protein serine/threonine kinase activity; ATP binding; protein binding
Source: RefSeq, a predicted model, not a curated record
AUGUCACUAAUACGAAAACGAGAACUUGUCAUCAAUGAUGAAGACACACAUCAAGUUAAGCGACAAGCAACCCCAAUCACUUCAACCACAGCCAAGUUGAUUGCCAAACUCUAUAGUACUCGAGGGGCACCCACCAUCAAUAUUCCCAACCAGUCCACCUGUUUCCUAGGUCGCAGUAAAGCUUGUGAUGUAAACUUACAAGGAGCUGACGUUUCCUCCAAGCAUUGUCAAUUGGAUCGCAUAACUUCCGAAAGCCAGGACAAGACGCGUGAGUAUUUACAAUUGACUGAUUUGAGUUCAAAUGGAGUCUAUGUUAAUGGUGAAAAGAUGGAUCGUGGUUCCAGUGUUGUUUUGAAAACGGGGGAUAAAUUACAAUUUGCAAAGACUGGGGGUAUAUAUAUCUUUCGAUAUACUUUUGAUAUCAUCAAUAAUGACCCAUCGGCAUCAUCGUCAUCAUCACCACAAGAGGUUCCAUCCGUUGAUGCGCUGCUGGGUGUCAAAAAGUCAUUUAAGAGUUCAUUUUUUGAUGAUUACAUUCUUGGCAAACAAUUGGGUACGGGCCACUAUGCCAUUGUUCGUGAAGCCAAAAACAAACAGACGGGCCAAACAGUAGCAGUUAAGAUUUUCCACCCAAACAAGACCAACUCUGCAGCACAAGAUGCCAAACUACAACAAGAAAUGAAUUUACUUCUUUCGAUAAAUCAUCCCAAUAUUGUUCAAUUUGUUGGGCAUUAUAUCGAACCAAACAGUAAAAACUCGGUCAAUACCUAUUUGGUGUUGGAAAAAGUCAAUAAUGGUGAAUUAUUUCAACGUAUAGUAAACAAACAAAGACUACGAAGUGAUGAAACAAGAGCCAUUUUUAAGCAAUUAUUGAGUGGAUUGAAAUAUUUACAUGAUAAUAAUAUAAUUCAUCGUGACAUCAAGCCGGAAAACAUCUUGUUGGAUAUAACGAGGCGUAGUGACAUUAGUCAUGGUCAACAGAACCAACUAGAAGAAAAACAAACGGGGCCCUGGGAUCCUGAUGAACUUGAUUUACGUGUGAAAAUUGCCGAUUUCGGACUAGCUAAAUUCAUUGGCGAGUUGAAAUUCACAAACACAUUGUGUGGUACCCCAGCAUAUGUAGCUCCCGAGAUUUUGAAAUAUGAUCGCAAUUAUUCAACAAAGGUUGAUCUUUGGUCAAGUGGCGUGUUGUUGUACGUAUGUUUAAGUGGAUUUCCGCCAUUUAGUGAUGAAUUGGCACCACCAAACAUGAAGGAGCAAAUCUUGAGUGGGAAGUAUGCGUUUUAUUCACCAUAUUUUGAUGAAGUUGAUGAUGUUGUUUUGGACUUGAUUACGAAAUUGUUGAAGGUUGAUCCUGAAGAACGGUUUGAUGUUGAACAAGCAUUGAAUCAUGAAUGGUUUCAGGACUAG